Messenger RNA from Trichomonas vaginalis G3, 2364 nucleotides. RefSeq lists its product as uncharacterized. Bases 1 to 2364 code for a protein of 787 amino acids. The record is from RefSeq and is a predicted model, not a curated record. The transcript has a single exon. Lineage: Eukaryota; Parabasalia; Trichomonadida; Trichomonadidae.
AUGAUGCCCGAAAAUGUUUCAAAAAUUGUUACAUGGGUUGUUAAUCUAUUAACAAUCAUCAUUAAACUACUUCCAUCCAUUCCAAAUUUUGAUACAAGAGGUAUACUUGUUAUUAUUUCAUUCGGUGUUCCUCUUGCAAUUGAUUUGGCCACGGUCUGGUUUGUCAAGCCAUUUUUAUUUGCAAUAUUACAUAUUGUUGAUGUUAUUGCGUUAGUUUUACUAUCAUAUUCGAUUGCUGUUUUUGUUUUUGGCAGUGCAACAACACUUUACAUCCUAUUAUUCACAUUUUCAUUAUUAUACAUAAUAAUAAGAUUCACAAUAUACUUAUUUACAAGAAAACCAAAGAAAAUGACAAUACAAGAGAUCGUUCAGGAUAUCAAAAAUUAUUUUCUUGCAGGAAUUUUACCUGAUGUCAAAAACAACAAAUCAUUCUUUGAGAUCGAUUCAGAACUACGCGAAUUUUCAGGUUACAUUGAAAUUAGUGCUAUUGUUCCAAAGAUUUGGGAACCAAUAGCAUAUGUUGUUUCUUCAAUUGUAAUUUUGAUAGUAUCAUUGAUAUUAGGUGUAGUUAUAAAGAUCCCUGGCUUUAAAGUACCAGUUAUUGUUCGUUCAAUUUUGCCAUUUAUUGGAUACGUCUUUGCAAUUAUUACUUUCAUUAUUGGAAUUCUUAAGUUUUUCCUGUGCGGAAACAGGUUUUUAUUAUCAGUUAAGAAGUUUGCAAGAAGAUGGGCAGUUUAUUUGAUGAUGUUCCUGCUUUCAAUGCUCUACAUCCCAAUCAUUACAUCAUCCUCUGACUCUGUCGGUGUCACGAAGUCUUCUUGUCCAGUUGGAACUUUCCCAAAUAAAACUAAAAAUUUGGACGAUCCUUUUGACAUGUUUGUGUCUCAUACGUUCGAAUGUUUGCCAUGUAACUUAACAGCACAUGUAAAUAGCUCGUAUUGCUCAGCAACGUGCAACGGAAUUAAUUUUACAUCAAUAUUAAAAGAAAAAGACCUUCAUUUUGUUAAUGAUGUUCUGUAUCCAUGUUUGCCGGCAAUGAUAUAUUGUUUAGUGAUCUUUGUUCUAGGAAUUCCGUUUCUUUGGUGGUAUAUUAUUUACAAAAACACAAAAUUGAUGAAAUUAAUACCAGCAUACGGAUAUUCCACUGAAGAUAAAUGGAAUACUCUUACAAGCAGAAUGAAAUCAACAGGAAUUUAUCUUUUUGACGAAUUUCGUUACAACAUGGAAUUCUGGAGCAUUUAUGACUUCUUUGCCAAAGCUAUAAUCGUCAUAAUUGCUUAUUUGGCCAAACAUUUUGAGCCAAAAGUCGUAUUUGGAUUUCCGAUUUAUUUCUUAGUUUUCUUUGUUGUUCUUUUAAUUGUUACACCUUACAUCUUCAAGCUCAAUAAUAUAUACGAUAUAUCUUUGUACUUUUUCAACUUCCUUUUCACAAUUAUUCCAUUAAUGUAUCAUUUUGGUGUUAAAAUACCAAUUUGGCUCUUCUAUGUUAUUUGUGCAUUAGCGCUUGCUAUUCCUUUCAUUAUUAUUGCUAUUCUUGUCGUUGUUUUCAGACAUAAGAAAUCUCAUAUCAACAAUUUUGAUCCAACCAUCGUUAAAAAGCUCUCAAAACGAGAAGUUGCUGAUAGAAAUGCCAGAAUUCAAUCAGGAGCUGCUGUUUCAAUGGAUAAAUUUUUCAUGCCAGUUUCUGUUAAGAAUAACAUGAAAAAUGAGGAUAAUAAACCUCGCGGAAUGCAAGGAAAUAACAAUGACAAGCAGAAAAAUGCCGAAGAAGAGGAAGAAAAAGUUGAAUAUUAUCUUGAUAACAAGAAAGACGAUAUGGAUGAAUUUUCCGAUGAAGAGUUCAAAGGAGCCGACUUCUAUAUGGGAGAUAAUGAAGGAAUGGCCCUAGAUAACCGUAGAAUGAGUGUAGAUUUAAGCGAAAAAUUAUCUUCACCAGAAGAUGCGAAAGAAGGAAAAGUUUCUGCGAGUGGACAGCUUGAAAUAGAAGAAAAUGAUCGGAUCAAGCUUGAAAACCUCAAAGAAAUGUUGAAUAUCGACGCAUUUGUUUAUCAGAACUUGCCAGAAGACUUUGACACAAUCACAGCAUCAAUUCUAUCCACAAUUGAAGAAAUAGAUGCUGCCAAUGCAGAUCUUGACAACUUUGUUCCCCUCAAAAAAGAAAAUAUCUUCUCAGUCAACAAGCACAUGCUUGCAAGAAGAAUACAAGCCAUGUAUCAAGUCAUGGACAUCAUCCUUGACGGUAAUACAAUGGAAUAUUUAUUCAAAAUUCUAAAUUUAGCUGUAUUAGUAGGUUCACUUAUCUUUGGAUGGUAUAGUGGAUCAAUCAUACAAUAUUAUAAUCGUACCUAUGAAAAUUGUAAUUAA